Conger conger (European conger) is the source of this 3169-nucleotide messenger RNA. Its product is annotated as LIM domain-binding protein 1. NCBI's taxonomy places the organism in Eukaryota, Metazoa, Chordata, Actinopteri, Anguilliformes, Congridae. The record is from RefSeq and is a predicted model, not a curated record. Gene Ontology annotation, cellular component: transcription regulator complex; nucleus. The transcript has 11 exons. Gene Ontology annotation, molecular function: LIM domain binding. Bases 121 to 1197 code for a protein of 358 amino acids. Gene Ontology annotation, biological process: negative regulation of transcription by RNA polymerase II; nervous system development; positive regulation of transcription by RNA polymerase II.
CCACACCCUCUGGCCUGGCAGUCUGGGUGUUGGUGAUAUCUCCCCUGUCCCUGGGGAAGAAAGAGAGAACGCCACUCUGCCAGCCACAAGUGCACAGCGUGGAAUCACCUCACCCGCUACAUGACAGAACCCCUGGAUAUGGCGGACCUGCUUGAGACCGCAGGCUGUUCCUCUAAGUCGUUCAAGCUGUACUCUCCAAAGGAGCCCCCAAACGGUAGCGCCUUUCCUCCCUUCCAUCCAGGCACCAUGCUGGACAGAGAUGUGGGUCCAACACCUAUGUACCCUCCAACGUACCUGGAGCCUGGAAUCGGGAGGCACACACCGUACGGGAACCAGACGGACUACAGAAUAUUUGAGCUCAACAAGCGGCUACAGAACUGGACGGAGGAGUGUGAUAACCUGUGGUGGGACGCCUUCACGACGGAGUUCUUUGAGGAUGAUGCCAUGUUGACCAUCACUUUCUGUCUGGAGGAUGGGCCCAAGAGAUACACGAUUGGCCGGACGUUGAUUCCGCGGUACUUCCGCAGCAUCUUCGAAGGGGGCGCCACUGAGCUGUACUACGUCCUGAAGCACCCCAAGGAGGCCUUCCACAGUAACUUUGUGUCGCUGGACUGUGACCAGUGUACCAUGAUCACACAGAAUGGCAAACCCAUGUUUACACAGGUUUGUGUGGAGGGUCGUCUCUACCUGGAGUUCAUGUACGACGACAUGAUGAGGAUAAAGACGUGGCACUUCAGCAUCAGACAACACCGCGAGCUCAUCCCACGCAGCAUCCUGGCCAUGCACGCCCAGGACCCCCAGAUGCUGGACCAGCUGUCGAAAAACAUCACGAGAUGCGGCCUCUCCAACUCCACGCUCAACUACCUCCGACUCUGUGUUAUCUUGGAGCCCAUGCAGGAGUUGAUGUCCAGACACAAGACCUACAGUCUGAGCCCUCGGGAUUGCCUGAAAACCUGCCUGUUUCAGAAGUGGCAGAGAAUGGUGGCCCCUCCAGCGGAGCCGGCGAGACAGGCCCCCAACAAGCGCCGAAAAAGGAAGAUGUCGGGAGGCAGCAACAUGAGCGCGGGAGGGGGCAGCAACAGUAACAGCAACAGCAAAAAGAAGAGCCCCGCCAGCAGCUUUGCCCUCUCCAGCCAGGUACCUGACCUGGUUGGAACAAAAACCUGUACUGUGCCGGAGCUUGAGGACCGGAGUUGAGAGCCACAGCGUUUAAAUCUUAAAAAUACACACAGACAGUAAACCAUUGAGGUACUGGGGUUUGCUCGUGCUCACCAUGGUAUUGGCGACGGUGACACUGAAUGCCAUUCCAAGACUGUUUCCUUCAACACAAACUUCUGGAGAACGUGUUUUUAUUUUUUAAUCUUGUCUUUUUUAAGAUAAUUUCUAAAAGAAAUAAAAGAAGGAACAAAAAAAACAACUUAAAUGUUCUUCACAUUGUUUUCCCUGCAUUUCCCACUUUUUUUCUAGAUUUUUCCCUGUUAUGUCCCUAUUUUAAACUUUGUUGGGCCUGAAAACUUGUAACUGCAAAAAAAAAAUCUAUAUAAAUGUGUAAUGCUUAAUUCUAAAGAAUUUUGUAUAGUUGUUAGUUACUUGUUGAAUUAGGAAUUGUAUGGUUUUGUGUUUGAUUUGUGAUCAAAUCUGCAAAGGUAAUGCCUCCUAAAAAUAUCUUUGGAUGACCAUGAUCCUGUCCUCUAUCCGCUAACAUUUCCCCUGAUGCUCCAGAAUUGUUGCAACGUUACGGCAACAUGGCUGCAAUGUUACAGUAAUGCUACAGGAACUGUGGGCUUUAGUUGGGACGCAAUUUUUUAGGGUAGGACAAGAUGGGUAUGGACAGGUUGUGCCCUUUCAGAAAGGGGUAAAUUACCAUUGUACGUUUUGGAGGUUUUUCUGUGUCCGCUAGCCAUAUAUCCCUUCUACAUCUCUAAAACGUCUCGGUAGUAUCGCAUGCUUCUUGCAAAGCAUGGCCCCAUACGAGAGGGGGACAGGCAAGUUUUCCCUGUAUUUUAGACUGCCUCCAAUCACGCUGCUCUAUUGCGGUGAUUUACCACCUCUGAUCCAGCUUUCUGUAAUGUCUUCAGGAAACUGAUUUGCCAAUGUGGACGAUAAUGGCCAUAAAAAUAGCAUUCAUAUCCAUUUGACGUUAAACAUCUAGUUCUCCCUCUCGUGUCUCAAAGUUCCAUCAAUUUUGCUAUUUGCAUGGGUGCAGACACCCAGUACCUCUUCAAUUCAACAGACCAACAUUAUUUGUUGUUCUGAGAAUUCUAAACGAAGAAAGAAAAAAAAAAAAAAAAAAAAAAAAAUCACUUAACACAUUUGAAAGAAUCCAGUUUUAUACUAGCCUCUAUUUCCCAAGAAUGUUUUUAUUUUGUUGUUUUUAUUUUUUACUGAUAUUGAAAGCUACAGACCAAGGAGCUAACAGGACUUGCAAAAUCCUCUUAAUCCCCUUCCCCCAAAAUAUAUUGGUUUGUAUUUUUUUUAAAGAAAGUAAUUUUGUGUGGGCUUUUCUUUUUUUAAUUCAGUUUUUGUGUAUUUGUGCUUGUAUAUUUAAGGUAGUAGCAAAGUUCUGUAUAACUGUAAUUAAAUGUACUCUUCCUUAGAACACCCUAAAGCCAUCCCUAUCUAAUGUAUAAAAAAACAACAAAAAAAACAGAACCCCCCUUUUUAGAACUUGUAUGAAAUUGAUCAUAUAAGGGUACAGUCACCAUUCAAAUGGGGAAAUAUUUUUUUCUCCAAACGGCAAUUAAUUAUUUCAGUUAUUUGUGCAUUUGUCAAGUACAGGAGUCCUGCAGUUCUGUAUGCUGUUUUACCUGGUGACUGCAACUAAAUUUGAAGGGUGUCGAAGAAAAGAUGGUCUUGAUUCUUUUCAGUUGAUAAAUAUCCCAUAUUUUACCACUGCAGAAUAUAUUCUUUAGAAAUGUUUUUGGUUCAGUGUUGAAUCUGUCAUUGUGACCAUAAAUUCAUGCAAUUACUAGCAUACUUUACAGCUUUUCCAUCUCUUUUAAGCUCUGAAUGUUUAAAUGGUGAAGCCACAUUACCCUGACCAUUGUGUCUUGUAAGUACUGGUGUGCACCACCAGAGGGCACUCCUGGGUGCCACAAAAAGAAACAUUCUGCCUUUGCUUAUUUGUAGCAGAAUGGACGUUUUUAAGAGAGAGAGAGAGAGGGGGGGG